Entamoeba invadens IP1 is the source of this 1476-nucleotide messenger RNA. RefSeq lists its product as hypothetical. The transcript is spliced from 2 exons. Gene Ontology annotation, biological process: carbohydrate metabolic process. The record is from RefSeq and is a predicted model, not a curated record. Lineage: Eukaryota; Evosea; Mastigamoebida; Endamoebidae. Bases 1 to 1476 code for a protein of 491 amino acids.
AUGUUGCUUCUACUAUUGGUCAGCAUAGCGCUUUCUAAAUAUCCUGUGAUCUACGAGAUAUCCACUAGACCAUGGUUAUACGAGUUGUCAAAAAAGACUGGGAAGACACUGACUAAGUUGAGAGAUAUCCCAUUGACUGAGUUUGACACGCUUAAGAACAAAGGCAUUGACUAUGUGUGGAUGAUGGGUGUUUGGCAAUUAGGAGACUACGGCCUCCAAAUCGACAAAAAGUCCGACUUCUCCUCUGUUCUCCCGGGAUACACCCAAGACGAUAUUAUUGGGUCACCAUACGCUAUCACGGAGUAUACCUGCAACACUGAGUUGGGCAGCGAUUCCGACAUUCAGUGGUUAAGACAACAACUCAACGCUAAAGGUAUCAAGUUAAUGCUCGACUUUGUACCAAACCAUUCAGCCUGUGAUGCUGCAGAAGUGACUUCAAAAUCAAAAUUAUAUAUCAGAGCGGGGACUUCAGGGUCAUACGAUUCCAAGUAUUACUUACCAAAUGGUGUAGCUCAUGGAAAAGACCCAUACUUCGACCCAUGGCCUGAUACAGCACAAUGGAACUACUUUGAACCAGAGACUAGAACAUUCAUGACUAACAACUUAUUGAAAGUUGCUUCACUUGCGGACGGUAUUCGAUGUGAUAUGGCACAUCUUGACUUGAACGAUGUCUUUAAGGGAACUUGGGCAAAGGAAUUGGCCGCGACUGGGUACUCUGUUCCAUCGACUGAAUUCUGGACCGACGCCAUUAAAACAGUCAAAGCGAAAUACCCCAACUUGAUAUUAAUGGCUGAGGUGUACGAAGACUGGGAAAUGACCAAAUUGAAAGCGUGUGGAUUUGACUAUUAUUAUGACAAAGCUUUCUUGGAUAAGUGCGAGAGUGGUGUAACUGAUGUGAAUAACUAUGUACACUACAAGGACUUGGAAUUUUUGAAUAAUGGAGCACACUUCGUUGAGAACCACGAUGAGAACAGAGCCGUUUAUAAUAUGGGAAGUGUCAAUAGAGCAGACGCAGCUGGUGCUAUGGCCGCUACCCUCCCUGGUUUGAUCUUCUUCAAUCACGGACAAUUCGACGGACUGAAGAACAAACUUGACGUCCACUUGAGAAGAAGUGCUGAUGAAACAAAGUCGACUGUUGCUCAGAAUUUCUACGCAAAACUGACUGAGAUCUUGAAGAACGACGCCUUUAAAACUAAGAGCUUCUACUUUGUGUAUAACGUGAAUGGAGACAACGCGUGGAGAUUUGCCUCGUGGAUCCGUGGAACCACAACCCAAUUUUUGGUUGUUGUGAAUUACUCUGAUGGGUAUGGAUGCGCUAAUGUACCAAUUUAUAAUAUCAACGGAUCUGGCGAUGUCAAAGUCCUUGAAAUGAUGUCUGGCACAGAAUACACAAGAACAGGGUCGACACUGAAGUCGACUGGACUUACUGUCUGUUUGAACGCAUGGGAAACACAGAUUUUCAAGUACAAUUACUAA